CCUCCAUAGAUAGGUCGCCCUCUAUUUGAUUUGAUUUCGUUGAGAUACAAAAUAUAAGUUUCAAAUAAGCAGCAAUGGUCAUUGCAGCCGUGGGGCAACUAUGCUCGACCGCGAGCAUGACUGCGAAUUUGGCCCAGUGUCAAAUACUGGUGCGCAAAGCAGUCGCGGCCGGGGCUAAAGCAUUAUUUCUUCCUGAAGCAUCAGACUAUAUUGCGUCUUCACCAGCAGAGUCCGUCUCACUUGUGCGCUCAGUGCAUGAUAGCGAAUUUGUAUUAGGUCUACAGAAAGAGGCCCAGCAGUCGAGUUUGCACAUAAAUGUCGGCAUUCAUGAACCCGCCCCGGAUGGCAGAGUCAAAAAUACACUUGUCUGGAUCAAUGAUAAGGGGAUUAUAACGCAACGCUAUCAAAAAGUCCAUUUAUUUGAUGUAGACAUUAAAGGCGGCCCAGUACUUAAAGAAAGCGCGAGUGUCGAGAAAGGAAUGGAAAUUGUAACUCCAUUUGAUACUCCGGUUGGACGCGUUGGCUUAGCCAUAUGUUUCGAUCUCCGUUUUCCUGAGAUCAGUCUGGCGUUGAAACGACAAAAUGCUCAGCUUAUCGUCUAUCCUUCGGCAUUCACAAUCCCCACAGGAAAGGCCCAUUGGGAAACCCUAUUACGAGCUAGAGCUAUUGAAACCCAGUCAUAUGUGAUAGCAGCAGCACAAGCGGGCCCCCACAAUGAGAAGAGAAGAAGCUACGGUUAUUCCAUGAUUGUGAACCCCUGGGGAGAGGUUGUAGCCCAACUUGGUGACGAAUACACAGAGCCGCAAAUCGCCAUUGCGGAUAUAGAUUUGAACCUUCUAGCGAAGGUCAGGAGAGAGAUACCACUACUUAGAAGGACGGACAUAUAUCCAGAAAUAUAACCGCCUAGGGGUUGGAGUAGUGGCUAGACGGCAAGGGCAGGGUAAAUAUCCUCUGUGUCUAGCUUACCGGUGAAUCAAGUCAAAGGAUGGAACUAGUCGAUAGAUAGAACA
Molecule: messenger RNA, 1010 nt
Organism: Aspergillus alliaceus
Lineage: Eukaryota; Fungi; Ascomycota; Eurotiomycetes; Eurotiales; Aspergillaceae
Product: carbon-nitrogen hydrolase family protein
Exons: 5
Coding region: 75-899 (274 amino acids)
Molecular function (GO): hydrolase activity, acting on carbon-nitrogen (but not peptide) bonds, in linear amides
Source: RefSeq, a predicted model, not a curated record